CGAGUCGAGUCGAGUCAAGUCGAUGUUCAUGUGCGUGACAACGAAAGCCAGCACCGCUGCUUCUUCUUUCCCGCAUCCACUUACUUCGUUUGAAGCUCCUGCCUUUGUUUUUGAGAAUGAUGAGGCCUUCACAGCCUCGUGCAUGAUGAAGUGUGGACUGUCGCAUGAGCCAGUUACAAUGUCAUCUGACUGGUGGAGCCAGGAAUAUCAAAAAUGAAAUCAGAGGUAGAAAGCUCUUUGGAGCUCUUUCAUUGGAGCAACACAGCCAUAUGCCUUGCUGAGAAAGAAGAAUUGGCUGCAUCUUCAUUCUCCUGCUACCUUUCUCUGAAUUUACCAAUACCCAUCUUCUCAUCUGUGCCUUGUGAAUGCUGAUACUUUAUCAAGUAAUUACAGCAGCGGCUCUAAUGGUGUCUUCUUGUUUCCUGGUUGCCUUGAGUUCCCAUCAUGGCAUAAAACAAGGGGACUUGUCUGCCAGCCACAGUAGCCAGGUACCGUAGAUCUAGCUAUUAUAGUCUAGCUUGCUUGCUUGCCAUUUUGAUUCCAGUCACGUUUUCCUGAAGAUUUCCAUGAAUGAUCAAUCUGACGAGCUCCAAAACCACAAAAUUCAAACUUUCUCCACGAAUGAGAAAACAGAUCUCAACGACAUCACAUGGGAAAUCUCAUGGGACGGGAAAGCCUCUGAGCGAUCAUUUCCAACGCAGCUACUAGCUAGCCAGUACGAGCACGCUGGUGAACCAAUACAGUAGCGAUCCGUCGAACUGGCAAUCAACCUUGCAACAACACGAAGCACUUGUAAUUUACUGUGGGGUCGUACCAGCAAGAUUGGGGCCAUUAACCUUCAGAUACCAUUUUAGUUACUACAAACAGAUCCACCCAACAGCUCCGAUUCCAUCCAACCAUACCUCUUUUAGAAAUUCACCAUGGUGUGCUGCACACCCCAGUUCUACGCGCUCAUGCGGCGUAAUUUGCUUUAUCGCAGACGAUACUUCAUUGCCACUCUCCUUGAAAUGGCGCUUCCAAUCGCCUUUGCAGGUCUCUUGUUGUGGAUCAAGAACCUGGCCGAUGAUGCCAGCAGCUUUAUACCUACCCGUAUCCCGGCAGACAUUCCUACCCUCUAUGAUACCCUUCAACCGCUGACAUUUUCGGAUUUCGUCACGGCUAUUGUGGCCAAGCGUUACUGCAUAGCACGUGGGGGUGGAAGUUUUGAUAUUACGGGCUUGCCUGAUAACAACUACGAUUGGCAAGUUCCAUUUGUCAAGUGCGAUUCCCGCAACUGUCAGGAAGAUGGAGAAGAGGCAUAUCCCUAUUGCGUCUAUCCCAUCAUGGUGUUGGCACCCAAUGAUGCCUCGGACACGGCCGGUCGAGAACGAGCCCUGAACUUUUCAUCCUACAUUGACAAACGAUAUCCUCAAUUAUCCGAUCCAGAGUUGACGCAUUUCCCAAACAACUAUUCCUUUGUUCAAAUCUUUGAUAGCAGCAAAAGUAUUGAUGACUAUGUCAAAGCCAGCGAUUACGGGACCACUGGAAAGGAACAAAUUGGAGUGGCCGUUGUCUUUCAAGGAAACGACGAAAGCAAUGUUCAAUAUACAAUCCGCGUCAAUAGCACCAAUAUCAACAAGCCUGAGGCUGACGAACUGACUGGAACUACCACACCCAACACGGCCAAACUGUUUGAUCAUCAUGCCAAAUCCGACUCGGUUUGUACACCAGUGGGAGCAUCUGCAAGUCAGGGACCCUUGUCAUCUAGUUGCACUGGACAAUACAUAUACAAUGGAUUCUUGGCCACUCAACGAUUGGUACAGGACUAUGUCUUGGCAGUGGUGACGAACGCCAAGGAAGAAGGCUACUUUGUUGCAGAACAUGGUGUUCGCUAUGUGAAAUUUCCUUCCAAGCCGUAUGAGGUCAAGGGGUUCUAUGGAGAAUUGGCGCAGUUCAUGCCACUCUUGUUGACGUUGGGAAUUCUCUAUCCUUGUGCCGCCAUGAUCUCCUAUAUCGUACAAGAGAAGGAACUGCGACAAAAAGAACUCAUGAAAAUGAUGGGGGUCACCGAAUCUGAGUUGGGAUGGAGUUGGUUCCUCUCCUUUUGGGCCUUUCAUUUUGUCACGGCAACCUUUGUGUCAUUGGUCAGUGGAAACCUCUUUGAAAACUCGGAUUUCAUUCUGCUCUUUGUCUUCUGGCAAUUUUGCUUCCUGGGAUUUGUAGUACUCAGCAUGCUACUGAGUACCUUGGUGUCCAAAACCACUCGUGGCGUCUUGAUAGGACUGCUGGUUGUCUUUGCAGGAUACUUUCUGACUCAAGUGGCCAGUGUGGAAACUGGAAAUCCUGCCGUUCUGUCGCUCGUGUCAUUGCAUCCAGUCAGUGCCAUGGCCUAUGCGAUUCAAGAACUUGGAAGAUUGGAAGAUUCGGGUGUCGGAUUGACCUUUUCGUCCAUGGUAUCCACGGAUGCACCUUCGGGAUACACCUUUAGCAAUGCAUAUGGCAAUCUACUCCUGUCGUCGGUUGUACUGGGAAUUCUCACUUGGUACUUGAACCGUGUCGUUCCGCCUGCCUACGGGCAGGCCUUGCCACCAUGGUUUCCGUUUACCAUGUCGUAUUGGUGGCCAGGAAGAUCGGUCCCCGACGAUGACGGCGAAUUCAAUGAAGCAAAGAACGAGGAUAGCGGCAUCCCCUUGGAGCCCGUCUCGGAUGCGCUCAAGCAACAGGAGCGAGAGGGACAAAACAUUGAAAUUAAGAAUCUGCGCAAGGACUUUGGGGAGAAAGUUGCCGUGGACGGUUUGAACCUCUCGAUCUACAAUGGACAGAUUACAGCAUUACUGGGCCACAACGGAGCCGGAAAGACGACAACCAUUGGUAUGCUCACUGGCGCGUUGGCUCCAACAGAGGGGACUGCAACUAUUGUGGGGAAGGACAUUCGUCGCGACAUGAGAGAGAUUCGAGGCAACAUUGGUAUCUGCCUGCAACAUGAUUGCCUAUUUCCCAAACUCACUGUGAGGGAACACGUCCAGUUCUUUAGUCGAUUGAAAGGCAUAUACGGAAAGAUGUCGAAUGCCGAGGCGGAAGCCAGUAUCGACCAGGCGAUUCGAGAUGUGGCACUCGAGGAAAAAAGCCACACAUACUCGUCCAAUCUUUCGGGCGGAAUGAAAAGGAAGCUUAGUGUAGCAAUGGCUUUUUGUGGGGGGUCCAAAGUUGUGUUCCUCGACGAACCAACCAGUGGCAUGGAUCCAUUCUCUCGUCGCUUCUCCUGGAACGUGAUCCGACAGUAUCGGCAAGAUCGCUGUAUCAUCCUCACCACUCAUUUUAUGGACGAAGCCGACAUUCUUGGGGACCGAAUUGCCAUCAUGUCCGAUGGGGGCUUACGAUGCUGCGGUAGCUCACUAUUCUUGAAGAGAACGUACGGAGUUGGGUACCAGCUCACAAUUGAAAAACCAACAAGCUUCAGCCCCGACGCAAAUGGUGUUGGCUCGGACAUCGUCAACGAGGACGACCUCAAAGACAUUGUGGUUGGUUCCGUCGCGGAAGCAACUCUGUUGAGUGACGUUGGCACUGAACUAAGCUUUCAGCUCCCUUUGAGCGCGUCCGACAAGUUUGUUCCCAUGCUGGAGCGUUUGGACGAUGAAAAGGCAAGAGGGCGUAUUGUCGCCUAUGGCUUGAGCAUCACAACACUCGACGAAGUCUUCUUGCUUGUUGCUCGUGGGGAAGGGAACAAGAAAGAGUUCACGUCGUCACGUUACAACAGCAGCAGCAACCUGGCCACUGGGGAUGACGUUGACGAGAGGAGCGUGAGGUCAAAGAUGGACCUCGACAAUGGAAACCUGUUUGGAACUCACGUUCAUGCCUUGUGGAAGAAGAGAGGAGCCAACUUCAAGAGGGACAAAAAGGCGUGGUGCUGUACCACUGUGACUCCAAGCAUGUUUGUGCUUUUUGGCUUGCUCAUUUUGAAGUAUGCCAUUCCGUCCAGAAAUCUCGAGGCGCUCCCAUUAAACCUGAACGACUACAACCCCGAAAUGCCAGAGGACGAAAUCAGAAACCCAAUCCCUUUCAAUAAUCCAGAAACUUACUACACAUGCAACCCCGGAAGGUGUACGAUGCAACGAGUUAACUAUACCUUGAAAGAUACCAACGAGACAUAUUAUUUCUGCGGGGGGGCAGCCCUUGCGUCGAGUCGGGAAGAGUAUUGUUCGAUUGAUGAUUCGAAGCUAAUGGUUGAUGAACUUUCCCAAGCAGGGGCUGAUGCUGUCGGCGGAGACGUUGAAACCAUCCAGGAGACCGCAAUGUACCUGUUUGCAAGAUCAUACAGUCUUCCUGCGACUAUGUAUGGGGGCAUCUUCUUUACGCACGAGGCUGGCAGUGUCACUCAGUCGAACUCAAACGUUUCUUACGGCGACACCAUCUCAGCAUUGUGCGCAAACAAUACAGGUGAUUACAUGCAAGAAUCUGAGUGCGACCUGUACGGCACCGGGAUUGGCUACGUUGUAACCUACAACUUUACAGCUUUGCACAGCGCCCCUCUUUUCCAAAUGCUUGCUGACGAAUCAAUCGUUCGACACGCAACGGGCAGCUCCGAGUUCAAACUUUCUGCUUCUAUUCAUCCCAUGCCUGUCACCCAGAAAGAAGAAAAGUAUGCUGCUGCGGGCGACUCGAUCAUUCUCUGGUUCCUCGUUGUAUUGAGCUUCCCAUUCAUUGGUGGAGCAUUUGCGACGUUUGUUGUCCAAGAAAGAGAAUCUAAGGCAAAGCAUCUUCAAACAGUUGCAGGGGUCAAACCGUCGGCCUAUUGGAUUUCAACAUUUCUGUGGGAUUCCACAAACUAUCUUAUCCCCUUCACCAUAACAGUCAUUCUUCUCUUCGCGUUUGACAUGACCGUGUUCACUACAACGGAGAAUGGAGUACUCAGCGGUGUCUUGAUGCUUCUUUUGCUGUUUGGCCCAGCAGCGGCUGCGAUGUCGUAUUGCAUCUCCUUCAUGUUCAAAAGUCCAAGCUUGUGCAACGUAUUUAUCAUUAUUUCUGGCUUUUUGAUUGCACUUGGAGCGAGCAUUACGACUCUGAUUCUCAGGUUGAUUGGAACGAAUCCGUUUGAUCCCAAGGACAAGCUUGUGAGAAUCGCAAUAGCUAUUGAGUGGGUGGGCCGCUUUUUCCCAACGUUCUGCCUGGGCAAGGGUCUCUUCUAUGUGAUCAACAUGGAAGGAUACUCUCAACUUCUUGGGAGAAAGCUUUCGGCUUGGGAUCCUGAUAUUCUUCUGUACGAAGUUAUAUUCCUUGCCGCUGAAAGCGUUGUGUAUUUGCUGUUGGCAAUGUACAUAGAUGUGCUGUCUUCCAAUCCUGGCGCAAUGCUAUUUUGGAACAAGCUCUUUGGUUGCCGAAGGUCCUCCAAGUACAGUGAGGUUGCGACCAUUGCUGACGAUGACGACGUUGUCGCCGAACAGGAAAGGGUCUUGAACGGACAAGCCAAUGACGACGCCAUUGUCAUGAGCGAAUUAAGCAAAGUCUAUCAGAACGGCAAGAUUGCAGUUGACAAUAUAUCGUUGGGUAUUGCACCGGGGGAGUGCUUUGGUUUGCUAGGAAUCAAUGGUGCCGGAAAGACGACUGCGAUGGCGAUGCUGACGGCAGAGUUUCCUCCAACAGGUGGCGACGCAACUCUAGCAGGGUACAGCCUCCGUAGAGAGCCCGAGAAAACCCGUCGAAGGAUUGGCUAUUGCCCACAGUUUGAUGCGCACUUCACCAACUUGACAGGCAGGGAACACGUAGAAAUGUACGCUCAAAUCAAGGGCGUUCCUGAUUACAGAGAUGCCGCAGCAACAAAGCUGGCCCAGGUUGGUCUCAGCAAGAAGGACAGCGACCGCCUGAGUUCAAACUACAGUGGUGGUAUGAAACGUCGUCUCAGUCUAGCGUGCGCCACCAUUGGACAACCGGAACUAGUGUUCCUCGAUGAGUGCUCUACUGGGGUAGACCCCGUGGCAAGGCGCGAAAUUUGGCAAAUGGUUUCCGACCUGGUGUCAGAGGAGCGACCAGACAAUCGCAGGGCUAGUGUUGUGCUGACGACCCAUAGCAUGGAGGAGUGCGAAGCGUUGUGCCCUCGCAUCGGAAUCAUGGCAAAUGGGAAACUACGAUGCCUCGGUUCUGCACAGCAUCUGAAGACCAAAUUCGGUAAAGGCUUCCAGCUUGAGUUGAAGGUUGCGGCAGUCUCAAGAGAUGACGAUGACUGCAGGCUUAAUCAAGUGUUCCUAGCUCGAUCCAAGGGACAUAUCGCUGCCGACGAGGAAGAAGUGCCCGAAAACACAGAAGCAUUCUUCAACUUGCAAGAGGCACAGUCAGCCCUUUUCAAUUUGACCCAGGAUGACUACUUGUCCAGUAUGCUGAAUCAGGACAACCCGACAGGAUUUGCAGUAUUCAAGGACGCAACCUCUGCAAGUGGUGUGUCGUUGGGUACUUUGUCUUCAUUUGUCGCAAACGAAUUGAGGAUGCGUCAUCUCGGAGGGGUUGUGUUCGGGCAGUACCCAACCUGUAUUCUACGUGAACGCCAGGACAUGAAGGCGCGCUUCGAGAUUAGCUCUGCAGAUGUGAGCAUCGCCCAAAUUUUUGCGUUCAUUGAAGAGAACAAGGAAAACCUGAGGCUGGCUGAUUAUGGUAUCAGCCAAACGAGCUUGGAGCAAGUCUUCAACAUGCACGCCGCCGAAGCAGAGAGGCUCAAGCAAGGUAGAGUGGACGGCUAAGAAGAGGUAUGCAAGGGAGUUUUUGUUCUAAUUAUUAGCCUAAAUGUAGCUUUUAGCGACUUCUGCGUUUGUG
Messenger RNA from Seminavis robusta, 6780 nucleotides. The record is from the annotation of a GenBank genome assembly. Lineage: Eukaryota; Bacillariophyta; Bacillariophyceae; Naviculales; Naviculaceae.